AUGGAAGGCUUAACAGGGCUUAGCCACCUUUUUGUAACAAUGAUUCUGACAAGCUUUGGUGGUGUCAUUGUUAUGCCAGCAAUCACAGACGUGACCAUGGCUGCACUUUGCCCUGGUCAAGAUCAGUGUUCUCUUGCCAUUUACCUCACUGGCUUCCUCCAGGCUAUGAGUGGAGUGGGAUCAGUAUUGAUGACGCCAUUAAUAGGGAACUUGUCCGACCAAUAUGGCAGGAAAGCUUUGCUCACACUUCCCCUCACAUUGUCGGUCAUUCCUCAAGUCAUAUUGGCAUAUAGCAGGAGUACCAAAUUCUUCUACGCCUACUAUGUGGUGAAAAUUCUAGCUGCCAUGGCAGGCGAAGGGUCCUUCCACUGCCUGGCUCUUGCAUAUGUGGCAGAUAAGGUUUCAGAUGGGAAACGAGCAUCAGCAUUUGGAAUACUUGCUGGUGUUGGAUCAGCAUCAUUCGUUGUUGGAACUUUAGCUGCUCGGUUCUUAUCCACUGAUUUAACAUUUCAGAUUGCUGCUGUCUUAUCAAUGAUUGCAUUGGUGUACAUGAGAAUUUUCCUUAAGGAAAGUGUACCUGGUAGUGGCAUGAAACAACCAUUAUUGAAAGAGGGCGAGGAAUCACGUGUUGAACAGAAUGAGGAUGAUUCAUCACGAAGGACAACAGGAACAUUUAAGAAACUGCCUUCAGUGGGGGAUUUGAUUUGCUUGCUCAAGUGCAGCCCCACAUUCUCACAAGCAGCAGUUGUUUUGUUCUUCAAUAGUCUUGCAGAUGGGGGCUUGAUGGCUAUAUUGCUGUAUUAUUUAAAGGCACGUUUUCAAUUCAACAAGAACCAGUUUGCUGACUUGAUGAUGAUUAAUGGGAUUGGAGCAACACUUACACAACUAUUUGUCAUGCCCAUUUUAGUUCCUAAUAUAGGAGAGGAGAAGUUGCUCUCGACAGGGCUCUUGGUUAGCUGCAUAAGUAUUUUUGUCUACAGCAUAUCGUGGUCAGCAUGGGUUCCUUAUGCUCUAGCAGGUUGUUCUGUUUUAGGAGUUAUUGUGCGGCCAAGUAUAUGCAGCAUUGCAUCCAAACAAGUUGGACCUACUGAACAGGGAAUGGUUCAAGGAUGUCUUUCAGGAAUUAGUUCCUCAGCCAACAUCAUUUCUCCUUUAAUUUUCAGUCCACUGACAGCCUUAUUCCUGUCGGAAGAAGCACCUUUUAAUUUUCCUGGCUUCAGUAUAAUGUGCCUUGGCCUAGCACUGAUGAUAGCAUUUAUUCAGAGUCUAAUGAUCCAUGCUGUUCCUCCUAUUGCUGGUGGCAAAAUUAGCAGUAACAGCUGCACGGAUACCUUGGUCUGAACUACUAUUUGCUCUGACAAGCAACAAACAUAGUCACUUCACGC
Molecule: messenger RNA, 1385 nt
Organism: Gastrolobium bilobum
Lineage: Eukaryota; Viridiplantae; Streptophyta; Magnoliopsida; Fabales; Fabaceae
Exons: 14
Coding region: 1-1341 (446 amino acids)
Biological process (GO): transmembrane transport
Molecular function (GO): transmembrane transporter activity
Source: RefSeq, a predicted model, not a curated record